Messenger RNA from Rubroshorea leprosula, 761 nucleotides. NCBI's taxonomy places the organism in Eukaryota, Viridiplantae, Streptophyta, Magnoliopsida, Malvales, Dipterocarpaceae. The record is from the annotation of a GenBank genome assembly.
GGUUGUUCAUGGAGUGUAUGGGCAACAUGAGAGCUUUCACUGAAAUCUGGGAAAGGAGAUUUGAAAUUUUUGUUGGCUUGAUUUACGUGUGUUUUGAACUUCUAAGUCUUCUUAUGUCUUAUUAUUUUUUUAAUAUUAUGCCACCCAGAGAUUUUCUAAAUUAUGGCAUCUUUAGGCCUAAUAUCUGCAGAAUUAGGAAAGUCAUGGUCUAAAAUAGUAAUGCUAGAAUGUGUGAAAGCAACAACAGAAACUCUUGAUAUAUCUGCAAUGAUGGCAAUAAACAAAGCAACGGUUAUCAAUAAAGCAGACAAGACAAUGGAUGAAAUCCUGCAGCAAUAUGAGAACAUUAGGGAGAUUCGGGAGGCAUUGUCAUCACCAACUGGAGCAGCAACUAAUUUUGAUGAUGAUGAAUUGGAAGCUGCACUUGAAGAACUCAAACAAUCCAAUUUGGAGGAACUGCCCAUCAUGCAGGCAACCAACACCAGCUGUUUCUCCAAAGAGAAACAAAACCAAAGAAGAUCUUGUGGUUUUACAGGCAGAGAUGACAGUCUAAUAGUUACUCAUUACUCAUGCCUAAGCCUGUAGGAUACACAUGUGGAUGGCACUGGGUUUUCUUCUUCUCUUCCACAAUGGAGUUCAGAAAGGAAAAUGCCCAAAGAUGAGGAGUAGGUGCCUAUUGGAGAUCUGGCAACACAGGUUUGAGAUUGUGCCUUCAAUAUUUAGCUGUGACUAAUGUUUGAUAAUAAAAUAGUCAUUUUGCA